CGGGCACAGCGCCGGGCGGGGCGGGGCGGGGAGCGCGGCCGGCCGGGGAUGGCGUCUAUGGCGGCUGCGAUCGCGGCCUCGCGCUCCGCCGUCAUGAGCGGGAACCGGCCUCUGGACGACCGGGAGCGAAAGCGCUUCACGUACUUCUCCUCGCUGAGCCCCAUGGCCAGGAAGAUCAUGCAGGACAAGGAGAAGAUCCGCGAGAAGUACGGGCCCGAGUGGGCGCGGCUCCCGCCGGCGCAGCAGGACGAGAUCAUCGACCGGUGCCUGGUGGGGCCGAGCGCCGCGGCGGCCCGCGAGCCCGGGGACGCGGACGACCUCGCGCGUUUCCCCAGCCUGCGGGGGCCCACCGGCCUGAAGGUGGUGCGCUUCGGGGACGAGGACAUAACUUGGCAAGAUGAACACUCUGCCCCCUUUUCCUGGGAAACAAGGAGUCAGAUGGAAUUCAGCAUUUCCUCCUUAACAAUCCAAGAACCAAGCAGUGGCUCUGCCCCCAGUGAGCUGAAGCAGCCAUCCAAAACGACUCAGAUCUCACAGGCCCUUCGGCCCUCCCAGGGCAGCAAGUCCUCCAUCCUGGAUGCUUUGGGUCCUGCCCGGAAGGAAGAGGAAGCAUCCUUCUGGAAGAUCAAUGCCGAGCUCUCCCGGGGGGAGGGGCCUGAGUCUGAAUUCCAGUCUCUAACGCCCAGUCAGAUUAAGUCCAUAGAGAAAGGUGAAAAGGUCUUGCCUACUUGUUACCGGCAUGACCCUGCCCUAAAGGACAGGGAAGCCAAGGUGGAAAAGCCAGGGAACCCCCGCCAGGAGCAGGGUAUCCUUCCCAGCAUCAUGAUGGAGCAGGAGCGACCCCAGCCUGUCCAGACCAGUAUUGGCACAGAGAAUGAUGCGACCCCGUCACAGCCUGGGUCCAAGCUGCCCUCUCUGGAGGCCAAGGAAGAGGAUGUGGAGGAUGCAGAAGAUGCUCUUUUCUCCGAAUCUCUACCUGAACAGGCCAGCUCAAGUAAUGUCAUCUUGAAGACGGGAUUUGAUUUUCUGGACAAUUGGUAAAGUAUGUUAGGAGAGAAGCAAAACAAACGAAAAAUGCUCAAGAGACCCAAAGUGGUGUUGUGAAGGAAGAUCAAAAUGGUGGUAUUUUCCCUCUGUACUUUCCUGGUUUCUGUAUAUGCUUUUCUUACAUCUUUGGAAUGCCAGAUAUAUGCUAUUUUCAAUGAUUUGAUAACAGAAGUUUUACAUUUGGAAUUUCUAAAGAAGGUCAGGAAUUCAAUAACUCAUAUAUAAAACUUCUGCUCUUAGCUCCACCCACUUCUCCCCUCCCUGGCGAUUUUUCUUAUUCAUGUCACAAAAAUCCUAAAAGUGAUUUCCAUCUACCCUUUUACCCUCCGUUUUACAAAAGUGUAUGGGAUUACCUAUGAUGGUUGGUUAAGAUAGUGUCAUGUUGACUGUGACCUUGAAGGAUUUUGCCCCACCCGACCAUGUGGUCUCACCCAACUCUCAGCUGCCAAGGACUUCCAUUGUUGAAGCCAGUUUCUUCAGUAGAGUGCCACCCUCAUGUCAUUUCCAGGAAACACUAUUGGCACAUGGCAGAGAUCGUAUUUAAGCUGCCCAGAUACUUAUUCAAACUAGUCAUCAUUUAAAAAGAGUUGCACGGUAGCAUUUUUAUAUUAACUUUUGAAAAUUUUGUAUCUAGAUUUAGCAAUUGUAGAUUUAGCAGUUUCCCACUUGGGUUUUUACUGGUUUUCCUUUGGAAGUUCAUCUCUGUGUGGCGCUGUGGUCUCUGCCGCUCUGACAGUGGGGCAUCCACAGUAGUCAGGGUUGAUGGCGCGAGUGACUGGAUGACUCCACUCUUCUGCUUACCUGUGUUAGAACUUUCCAGCCUGAGACAGACAGGGCCAGUGGACAUCCCUCCUUCCAAGGACUAGUCAAGCUCCACCACCAUGGACCCUUCGCCACCCUGACUGUGGACAGACCAGAAAAGUCAAGUUUCUGCAUUGCCUCAGCAUCACCCCCCAAAAUCUUUGUGGUCCUAGCAGUGGCAUCUUCUGGAGGCGCACUUGUCUUCCUUCUGUGGGCUUUGUUGCUCAAGGUUUGACAGGGAGGACUAUGUGCCUUACCCUGAAAGCCUGUGCCCUGAGUCGUGUCAGGCUACAGUACAUAUCCAAGUGUGUUCCACACGUCGCUUCUCACUGUGUUCUCCUCACCUAAAGCCUUAAUAAUCCCUGUGAAGCCUGCCAGCAAGCACCCAGUUUCAGUAUAAAUAAAUAAAGUGUCUCCUUUAAAAUGCCUUCAGUUUCAUAGGACCAUCAGAAACGAUUUCCAGAAUUUUAUCUGAGUCCAAAGUAAAGCACACAGCAACUUUUAUUUAUGUAAUUUUUUUUUUUUUUUGGCCAGAAGAUUUUGCCAAAGCUGUGGCUUUGUUGUAUUUUAGUUCCUGCCAAAUUGGCUUCCUGUCUCUACACCUCAUUUGAUCCCUUGUGUUCCUGGAUUUUUUCCUUCCUCUUUUGGUGACUGUAUCAUGGCAAAUACAGGUUCUUUUGUCCUUAUUUAAAUGUAAUUGAAACAUAAAAGAGAAAAAAGGUUUCUAGCAUAGUGAUGAAAGAAAGAGGAUCCCAGCUCAAAACAGUGCAGCAGGGUGCCAGUACCCAGUCCCUGGGCUCUGAGCUGUACCACUUUCACUUUUGGGAACAAGGUGCUAUGACUCAAUGGAGCGUUCAUCUUUUUAAAAAGAAAUAGAGGGGCUGGAGCAGUAGCACAUCGGGUAGGGCGUUUUCCUUGCACGUGGCUGGCCCAGGUUCAAUUUCCAGCAUCCCGUAUAGUCCCCUGAGCACCGCCAGGGGUAAUUCCUGAGUGUAGAGCCAGGAGUAACGCCUGUGCAUUGUCAGGUGUGACCCAAAAAGCAAAAAAAUAAAUAAAUAAAAAAUAAAUAGAGGGGCUGGAGCAAUAGCACAGUGGAUAGGGUGUUUGCCUUGCAAACGGCUGACCCAGGUUUGAUUUCCAGCAUCCCAUAUGGUCUCCUGAGUACCGCCAGGAGUAAUUCCCGAGUGCAGAGCCAGGAGUGACCCUGGUGCAUCACCGGGUAUGACCCAAAAAGCAAAAAAAGAAAUAGAGGUGUAGAGAUGUUAGUUUGUUUCUUUGGGUUGGUAUAAUUAGAAGGCUCUAUGGGUUAGUUAAGCCCCAGGUGAUCUGUUUAAUCUUGUGGAAGAAGAUUCUGACUUCACUCCCAUUUUCUCAUGAAGUCCAGUGUUCUCUUCAGGCUCUUUCCCAUGAGCUGAGGGGAUGUGGGAUUGUUGAAGCUUCUGCUCCCUGUAGUAAGGGUUCAUUCCCAAGCAGUAUUUAGUGGCACAGUCUCCCAAAAUUAAAUGUGAAAUAAAACUUGGGAGGUGCUAGAGGCAGUCCUAAACUUUUGUUAUUUGGCUCUGCUUUUAGGAAUAAAGGGAUGUGAGGGAAAGAGGGAAGUCCGGGAAGACAAAUGCAAGUCCUCUGAACCCAGCCAGGUUGUGCAGUCUGCUCCUUCCCCAUCCUCCCGGGAAGCUAUGUAUACUGUGUCCAGGCAAGGAAAAAGCAAGCUUGGAUAUUUCCCUCCAUCAGAAUGGAAUUCAUAUUUUUAAAAGCACACACUUUUGAGCUAAAGCCUGUUUGUGGUUUUGGACACCACUCCUCCUUCCCCUCUGCAUAUGGGAUUCAGCUUAAGGAUUCAGUAGCCUGCUUUGGAUGGCUAUAUUUUGCAAAUAUCUUCCUCAGGAAGUCAGAAACUGUCUCAAUUCUUUCUACUAGGAUUCCGUUCCCCCCUGGGUUUGGGAUUGUUGCCUCCUCUGUGGGAACAGCGAGAUCCCCCAACUAGUACCCCACCCCACAUGGAUAUUGUAACAGCCUCCCUUUCUUUGAUACACUUUUUAAAAUGGAAAUAUUCUUACUUCUUGUAACUUGGUUGUAUUUUAUAUUAAUAGUCUUUAAUAAAGUCAUUUAAACUAUG
Sorex araneus (European shrew) is the source of this 3964-nucleotide messenger RNA. It is a transcript of the gene C9H1orf198, whose product is annotated as chromosome 9 C1orf198 homolog. The transcript is spliced from 4 exons. The record is from RefSeq and is a predicted model, not a curated record. The coding region runs from base 49 to 1041 and encodes 330 amino acids. Lineage: Eukaryota; Metazoa; Chordata; Mammalia; Eulipotyphla; Soricidae.